This is a messenger RNA of Phlebotomus papatasi, 2082 nucleotides long. Its product is annotated as kanadaptin. The coding region runs from base 94 to 2043 and encodes 649 amino acids. Gene Ontology annotation, molecular function: protein binding; mRNA binding. NCBI's taxonomy places the organism in Eukaryota, Metazoa, Arthropoda, Insecta, Diptera, Psychodidae. The record is from RefSeq and is a predicted model, not a curated record. The transcript is spliced from 2 exons.
AAGUUUCUCUCUGUUGUUGUUUUACUUGUCAAACGUGUUGAUAACGUCCCGCGAAAAUCUUAAUAAUUUUUAAGAAAAUCCGUUAAAAAAAACAUGGAGGAAGGAUUUAAAGUCCCUUCGUUGGACAUAGUUCGUCCAAUUAAAACCUCUGUUCCGAAGAUCCCCAAAGAGGAGAGCAGCAUUGAAGGCAGCUCUUCUGGCCAGGAGAAGACAGAAUCAUCCCAAACUCUUCCAGUUGCAGAGUGUCCCUACAUCGAGCCCAAAUGGUCAGGAAGACCUGAAUCAUCAUAUAGCUUUGAGGUCCUCAAAACAGGGACAAUCAUCGAAAUUGUCGAGAAUUUGCAGGAGAAACCGUAUUGGGUGUUUGGAAGGCUUCUUCAAUGUGAUAUCCCAAUGGCUCAUCCCACUGUAUCAAGGUUCCACGCUGUUCUUCAGUAUCGCCCAGAACAAGACAAGCCGCAGGAAGAAGACGCAGAAGACGGUCAGAAGAAGAAGAAAGUCGAACCUGGAUGGUACCUCUAUGAUCUGACCAGUACUCACGGUACCUUCGUCAACAAACAGAGAAUCCCUCCGAAGACUUACAUCAGAAUCCGGGUGGGGCAUAUUGUGAAGCUGGGAGCAAGCACCAGGCAGUUUAUUCUCCAGGGACCUACAACAGAUGAGGAGGAGGAGUCUCAACUAUCCAUAACGGAGUUGAAGGAGCUGAAGAAGCAACAGGCAAUUGAGAUGCUAAGGAAGCAGGAGCAGGAACGUCUGGAACAAGAGAAGAGAGAGAAAGCUCGGGAGGAUGAAGGAAUCAGCUGGGGAAUGACAGAUGAUGCUGAAGAGGAAGAAGUUGACCUUUCUGUCAAUCCCUUUGCCUCAACCAACAAUGAACAGCUCUUCCUGGAUGAUCCGAAAAAGACACUCAGGGGCUUCUUUGAGAGGGAAGGACUCAAUUUGGAGUACAAGUGUGAAGAGAUGUCCCAGGGAACUUUUGUCUGCCGUGUCGAAUUGCCCAUUGACGAUGCCCAGGGACGACCAAUUGUCGCUGAAGUGUGCCACAAGGGGAAGAAGAAGGAGUGCGUGGUGCAAUGUGCUUUGGAAGCUUGUCGGCUCCUGGACAGGCACGGAGUUCUUCGACAAGCGAAUCAUGAGCCCCUCCGAAGAAGAGUACCCAAGUCAGAUUCCGACGAUGAUGACGAUUUCCUGGACAGAACUGGUGAUGUGGAGAGGAGGAGGCAGAGAAAAACAGCUUCCGGAGAGAAUUCUGCCCUGAGCUACGAAGAUUUGCUCGAGCAACAAAAGAAGAUUAUUGGGCAGAUGGAGGAGAUUGAGCAGAAGAUCGAAGCUUUUAAGGAAUCUGAGAAGGCAGCAAAAGCCGGAAAUGAUGCUGAUGACCUGGAUGAUUUCAUGACAAAUCUGAGGAGUGAGAAAAUAGACAAGACAGAGAUCCGGAAGCUCAGAGUUGAGCAGCAGCGAUUGAAGGGAGAACUGUCAAAGGUUGAGAAACUUGCCAAAAUUGCUGCUCCGCAUCUGCCCUCGAUAAAAUCUCUCAAGGAGGCUUCAGAUUCCGGAGAGAAGAAGAAGCCUGUCCUUCCACUUUUCGGAAAAAGACCCAAGCUGAAGAAUGACUUUGGCGUGAAGCGAGAGGAACGGAAAGUCCCAGUGGAAACCCAAUCAACAGUGGAAGUCGAGGAGGAGACAGAAGAGAAAGAAAGUCCCGAAGUUCCUCAGACGAAGAAAAUCCAAGGUCCGACAAUUGACCCAGAGAUCCUUAAGAGAAUUUCCAGUCAACCUACGGAGGAGAAAAAGCCAGACGAAGAACCUAAGAGGAAGCUCUCGGAAUCCAAGGACCAGGAAACUGAAGAAGGAGACAAAUCCGAACCAACUUCCAGCAAGAAACGCAAGACCCGAAUUAGGAUUCGCGAGAAAACCCGCGAGAACAUCGACAUGCCCGAUGAAGACCUGGAAAAGGAUGCAGAGAAAUUUUCCGGAUGGCUUCCGCCCGAGAACCAGAAAGGAGAUGGGAUGACUGAGCUGAACAAGAAGCUCGGCUACUGAACUUUUAUUUCAGACAAAAUAAAACAUUCUAAAAUUGCA